This is a messenger RNA of Cololabis saira (Pacific saury), 1265 nucleotides long. It is a transcript of the gene vps25, whose product is annotated as vacuolar protein sorting 25 homolog. NCBI's taxonomy places the organism in Eukaryota, Metazoa, Chordata, Actinopteri, Beloniformes, Belonidae. The transcript has 6 exons. Gene Ontology annotation, cellular component: ESCRT II complex. Gene Ontology annotation, molecular function: protein homodimerization activity; structural molecule activity. Bases 56 to 580 code for a protein of 174 amino acids. Gene Ontology annotation, biological process: protein transport to vacuole involved in ubiquitin-dependent protein catabolic process via the multivesicular body sorting pathway. The record is from RefSeq and is a predicted model, not a curated record.
GAGCGGCGGACGCGCUUCCGGAGCUGUCACCUGUGUUGUCUCCACAUCAGCUGCGAUGCCGUUUGAGUUUCCCUGGCAGUACAGUUUCCCCCCGUUUUUCACGCUACAGCCCAAUGCCGACACGAGACAGAAACAGCUGGCGGCCUGGUGUUCCCUGGCCCUGUCGUACUGCCGCCAUCACAAGCUCUACACCCUGGAUGUCAUGGAGGCGCAGGAAAGCCCCGUGUUUAACAACAAGAAGAUAGAACGAAAACUGUCAAUGGAAGCGAUUCAAAUUGUGUUUGAGGAGCUGAGGAAAAAAGGCAACCUCGAGUGGUUGGAUAAAAAUAAGUCUCGUUGUUUAGUCAUGUGGAGACGACCAGAGGAAUGGGCCAAGUUGAUAUACCAGUGGGUUUCCAAAAAUGGCAUGGUCAACUCUGUGUUUACACUUUAUGAGCUGUCCAACGGUGAUGACACGGAGGGCGAAGAGUUUCAUGGACUAGAAGAGUGGAUGCUGCUGCGCUCGUUGCAGGCUUUACAAACAGAGGGAAGAGCAGAAGUCAUCUCCAUGGAUGAUGGAAAAGGUGUCAAAUUCUUCUGACGUGCUGCUGGAAUCACACACAUACUAUCUCGGAGUCCUCGUAUCGUACCUUACAGGCAAAUUUUAAGAUUCAACCGUUUAAGGCGCCUCAAUGCCCAGUGGACGCUGGUUCUGUAAAUGUUGUUGCUGCCUUCUGGUUCAAAGCCUCCUCUCUCUGCAAAAGAACCAUUAUCCUAUGUGAGUGUUUGUGGGAAAAUACACCUGAGGUGACGCUGUGAAAAGAGCUGUCACAGGCCACGUUUGUUGCUAUUAAAACAUGCAAUGAGUCUUAUCAGGGGACUAAAUCCUGUCGUGUCUGAGUACUUUAGGGGAGCGUUUCCCCACCAGUCUUAACUUAACGCUUUCAUUUCCUUCAUUAACGACCUAACUGUGUAUAAUUAGCUCCGCACCUUGGCUUGGCUGCUGCUCUACUGUUCAGCCAGACAUACCCAAAGAAAUCCCAGAACACAACACCAGGGGGACUUUUUAUUUUCCGAAGAAAUGCUUCCAGAAGAGGAACUCCACAGAGACUUGAAGCCAUUUCUGGCUCCUCUCAGCCGAGUUUAACAACACACUGGACUACAUGUACAGAUUGCUGUCAUCCUGUUGUUGAGCUGUAGCUACUGUGACUCUCCUGUUAUUAUUCUCUCUGUCUAUAUUCAGCCUCUUUUUUUUCAUAUCCUCUUGGAAAAUAAACAAGACAUUU